AUGUUUAAAGGAUGUUUAAGUUGUUUCAACAUCAUAUGUUUCAGGAAGAAGCAGGAUAGAGAACAACACAAACCAGUGAAAGCAGAGGAUGUGGUUGAGCCGGUAGCACUAAAAGAUGAUGAAGAAGAAAGCAAGGGAAAGAAGACGAACAUCAUUAGAACAUCUGGAUACAUCGAACCGGAACAUGUCUACACAAGUGCCGGUUUUAAUGGGAAACUUGAGGAAAGUGAUUCUUCUUCAUCGUUGAAAAAUGAGUUUAACAAAGUGAAGACUUUUGAUUUACGAGGAGUGAAAAAAACAAAGGAGAAGUAA
Thlaspi arvense is the source of this 312-nucleotide messenger RNA. NCBI's taxonomy places the organism in Eukaryota, Viridiplantae, Streptophyta, Magnoliopsida, Brassicales, Brassicaceae. The record is from the annotation of a GenBank genome assembly.